Molecule: messenger RNA, 4570 nt
Organism: Manis pentadactyla (Chinese pangolin)
Lineage: Eukaryota; Metazoa; Chordata; Mammalia; Pholidota; Manidae
Gene: LVRN
Product: laeverin
Exons: 20
Coding region: 134-3112 (992 amino acids)
Biological process (GO): peptide catabolic process; proteolysis
Cellular component (GO): cytoplasm
Molecular function (GO): zinc ion binding; metalloaminopeptidase activity; peptide binding
Source: RefSeq, a predicted model, not a curated record
GCCCUGGUCCCUGCCGCUCUCUACAGUCUCCCAGGCUCCUCGAGCACCAAGAGGGACGGUGCAAGAGAGGGGCCGCGGGGGUCCUAUCGCUGAGCCCCCGUCGCCUCGCCUCACCCCCACCCGCGGCCCGGCCAUGGGCCCCCCUUCCAGCUCGGGCUUCUACGUGAGCCGCGGGGUCGCCCUGCUGCUGGCGGGGCUGGCCGCCGCGCUCCUGCUGGCGCUGGCCGUGCUCGCCGCCCUAUACGGCCACUGCGCUCGCGCUCCCGGGUCGAAGCUGCUCGACCGCUGGGUCCCAGAGGCCGCGCCCUCGCCGCCGGGCGGGCGGGAGGAGCCGUCGCCGACCUGGAAGCCGGGCCCCGCAGGUGCGCCGGAGGUGUCGGCCACCCCUGGCCCCCGGCGCCCCCCGGGGCCCUGGGACCAGCUGCGCCUGCCGCCCUGGCUCGUGCCGCUGCACUACGAGCUGGAGCUGUGGCCCCGGCUGCGGCCGGACGAGCUCCCGACCCCGGAACUGCGCUUCAGCGGCCGCGUGAACAUCACGGUGCGCUGCGCCGCGGCCACCGCGCUGCUCUUGCUGCACAGCCUCUUCCUGGACUGCGAGGGCGCCGAGGUGCGCGGUCCUCUGUCUCCAGGCGCGGGGGACGCCACCGUGGGCCGCGUGCCGGUGAACGACGUGUGGUUCGCGCUGGACAUGCAGUACAUGGUGUUGGAGCUCGGUGAGGCCCUGCAGCCCGGGAGCCGCUAUGAACUGCAGCUCAGCUUCUCAGGCCCGGUGUACCAGGACGCCAGGGAGGGACUCUUCCUCAACGUCUAUACCGACCAGGGUGAGCGCAGGGCUCUGUUAGCAUCUCAGCUGGAACCAACAUUUGCCAGGAAUGUUUUCCCUUGUUUUGAUGAGCCAGCUCUGAAGGCAACUUUUAAUAUUACAAUUAUUCACCAUCCAAGUUAUGUGGCCCUUUCCAACAUGCCACAACUAGGUCAGUCUGAAAAGAGGGAUGUUAAUGGAAGCAAAUGGACUGUGACUACCUUUUACACUACGCCCCACAUGCCAACCUAUUUAGCUGCAUUUGGUAUAUGUGACUAUGACCACGUCAACAGAACAGAAAGGGGCAAGGAGAUACGCAUCUGGGCCAGGAAAGAUGCCAUCGCAAAUGGAAAUGCGGACUUUGCUUUGAACAUCACAGGGCCCAUCUUCUCUUUUCUGGAAGAUUUAUUUAAUAUUAGUUACCCUCUUCCCAAAACAGAUAUAAUUGCCCUACCUAACUUUGAUAACCGUGCCAUGGAAAACUGGGGACUCUUGAUGUUUGAUGAGUCAGCUCUGUUGCUGCAACCAAGUGAUGAACUAACAGAAAAAAAGGCCAUGAUCGCCUACAUUCUCUCCCAUGAGAUCGGACACCAGUGGUUUGGAAACUUGGUUACCAUGAAUUGGUGGAACAAUAUCUGGCUCAAUGAAGGCUUUGCAUCUUAUUUUGAAUUUGGAAUAAUUAACUACUUCAAUCCUAAAUUCCCAAAAAAUGAGGUCUUUUUUUCUAACAUUUUACAAGGUGUCCUCAGUGAAGAUCAUGCCCUGGUGUCAAGAGCUGUGUCCAUGAAGGUGGAAAAUUUUACAGAAACAAGUGAAAUAAAUGAGCUGUUUGACUUAUUUACUUAUAAUAAGGGAGCGUCGAUGGCCCGGAUGCUUUCUAGUUUCCUGAAUGAGAAUUUAUUUAUCAACGCACUCAAGUCAUAUUUGGAGACGUUUUCUUACUCAAAUGCUGAGCAAGAUGAUCUGUGGAGGCAUUUUCAAAUGGCCAUAGAUGACCAGAGUAAAAUUCUUUUGCCAGCAUCGGUAAAAAGCAUAAUGGACAGUUGGACACACCAGAGUGGUUUUCCAGUUAUCACCUUAAAUGUCUCUACUGGUAUCAUUAAGCAGGAGCCAUUUUAUCUUGGAAAAGUUAAAAAUCAGACCCUUCUAACCCACAAUGACACAUGGAUUGUACCUAUUCUUUGGAUAAAAAAUGGAAUUAUGCAGCCUUUAGUCUGGCUAGAUAAAAGCAGCAAAUUAUUCCCUGAAAUGCAAGUCUCAGACUCUGAUCAUGACUGGGUGAUUUUAAAUUUGAAUAUGACUGGAUAUUACAGAGUUAACUAUGAUAAAUUAGGUUGGAAGAAAUUAAAUCAACAGCUUGAAAAAAAUUCUAAGGCUAUUCCUGUUAUUCACAGACUGCAGUUGAUUUAUGAUGCCUUUUCCUUGUCUAAAAACAAUUACAUUGAGAUUGAAACAGCACUUGAUUUAACCAAGUACCUUGCUGAAGAAGAUGAAAUCAUAGUAUGGCAUGCAGUCUUGGUGAACCUGGUAACCAGGGAUCUUGUUUCUGACACGAACAACUAUGAUAUAUACCCAUUAUUAAAGAAGUAUGUACUAAAGAGACUUACCUCAAUAUGGAAUAUAUAUUCAACUAUAAUCCGUGAAAAUGUGGCAGUAUUGCAAGAUGACUAUUUAGCUCUAGUAUCACUGGAAAAAUUGUUUGAAACUGCGUGUCGGUUGGGCCUUGAAGACUGUCUUCAACUGUCAAGAGAACUCUUCAAAAACUGGGUGAACCAUCCAGAGAAUGAAAUACCAUAUCCGAUUAAAAAUGUGAUACUGUGUUAUGGCAUUGCCCUGGGAAAUGAUGAAGAAUGGGACUUCUUGUUAAAUGCCUAUGCUAAUAAAACAAUGGAAGAAGAAAAGAUUCAACUUGCCUAUGCAAUGAGCUGCAGCAAAGACCCAUGGAUACUUAACAGGUAUAUGGAGUAUGCCAUCAUGAUGGCACCAUUCAAUUUUAAUGAAACAAAUAUAAUCGAAGUUGUGGCAGAAUCUGAAGUUGGCCGGUAUGUCGCAAAGGACUUCUUAGCCAACAACUGGCAAGCUGUGAGUGAAAGGUAUGGAACACAGUCACUGGUUACUCUAAUGUACAUAAUAGGGAGGACCAUAAGUACAGAUGUACAGAUCACAGAGCUGCAGCAGUUUUUCCAUCACAUGUUGGAGGAGCACCAGAGGCUCACAGUUCAGGCCAAAUUACAGAUAAUAAAGACCGAAAAUCUGAAAAACAAAAAGCGAAAUGACAGGAUAGCUGCAUGGCUAUGGAAAAACACAUAAUUUAGAGGCGACUUUUGCCAUGCCUCUUGCAUUCUACAAAGUCAUUUGCUCACAGUUAUGUCUUCCAAUAUUUUGUUGAGUUUGGAAAACCACAUGUUUUGUUAUUUGUAUUUCAGUCACAUUUACUACUCAGAGUUCUGUUUUUUCCAUCUUAUCACGUUUGGCCCCGAGGCUCAGUGAUCGUUGAGGAUUUUGCCAACACUGCUGUAUUUCUGGGGAAGAUUUCACAUCACAUUGGGCUAUAAAACCACAGAAUUUAUUUCAUUGUCUUGUAAAAACAAGUUUACCUUAGAAAGUCUUGCUUAUUUUGUUAUGAAGGUCAGUGGAAUAUUAUAUCAUUGGUUAAAUGAGCACAUUCUUUUCUGAGGAACAUAGAUUUGCAAUACUCCAGGGUUUAUUCAGUUCAAUUUUUAAAAGAGUAACAAGUAAAUAACCCAGCAGCAUAAAGAAACAUAAACUAGAAAAAUAAUAUUCACUAGAAGACAGAAAAGCCAGAAAAAGAAAGUUUUAAGAAGAAAGAACAAUUUUAUGAGCCGUAUUAAGUACCCCAAAGGCAAGAAAUAUGUCUCCUGCCCAUUCUCUCUCCUCACAGUGCCUGCUUCACUGCUACUCAACUUAGAGGCAUCAUGACGAGACCCAGGAUCGUAGGAUCCGUGAAGUGCCCUUAGGAUCACCAUUGCAGAGGCAAGACUGAAGAGGAAGUCUCCGUGUUAAAGCUCCUGAGUGUGUGUUCACUUGUGGGACACUCUUUCAGCCCAAGUUUAUGAGCAAAAAUAAUGAUGUCAAGAGACAAAAGCAAUUAGGGCUGAUCUUCAGCACAAAAAGAAUCCUCAAAUAAAGAGAAAUAGAACUCAAAGGCUAAGCAGAGCACAGUCUCGACAGCUUUUCCCAAGGGGUUAAGUUUGAAAUGUGGUUUCAUUUGGCCAAAUCAAACCUACUUGUAGUUUGGACAACUUUGAACAUUUUCCUCAGUCACAGUGUAUGGAAUUAGUUUAGUUCUGCUGCAGCUGAUUAAAUCAGAACAGCUAAGGGAGAUCGCCCUGCUCUAGACCCUGCAUGUAGAUGAUUUAAUUCUGCAUUUUAGUUUUGAUUUUGUUUUUGUAGAACGGGGGUAAAAAUGACAAAUCUCCUAUCUACCUCAGAGGGAUACUGUAAAGAUUAAGGAAUACGCCAAUUAAAAGCCUCUAAAUGUUGUAUAAACUCAAGGCAAUGUGAUGUUAGGGUUUUUUCCCCCCUAUUUCUUAUGUGAGUUAGUGCACCCACAAAUUAAAGUGCAAUAUUUAUAUUUGCUCAGUGGGAAGGUGAUCUCAGAGUGUGAGGGAGAGGCGAUGGGACUCGGCCAUGAGGACAAACCAAGGUGCCAUCUAUUUGGACUUAACCUUGGUCAUAGGACAGAGGGCUUUUUUCUUUACAUUUAGAAAUUUAAAAUUUAAGCAAUAAAAUAUCUCCAUGUCUUCA